CGGUGAAGGCGACGGCGACGGCGACGCGGGGCCCGGAGGGCGGGAGGCGGGGCGGAGGCUCCUUCCCCGCGCCGCCAUGAGCGCCAACGAGGACCAGGAGAUGGAGCUGGAAGCAUUGCGUUCCAUUUACGAAGGAGACGAAAGCUUCAGAGAGUUGAGCCCCGUUUCAUUUCAGUAUCGGGUGGGAGAAAAUGGCGAUCCAAAAGCUUUCCUGAUAGAAGUGUCCUGGACGGAAACGUACCCCCAGACCGCUCCGGUCAUAUCGAUGAAUGCUUUUUUCAACAACACCAUCUCCUCUGCCGUGAAGCAGAGCAUAUUGGCUAAACUGCAGGAAGAAGUCGAAGUGAAUCUCGGCACAGCUAUGACCUACACCCUCUUUGAAUACGCCAAGGAUAAUAAGGAACGGUUCAUGGAGAACCAUCAUCCCUUCAGCUCUGCGACGUCGAUAAGCAAUAGCAACUCAGCCGAGACACCUAAUACAGCCCCAUCAAGUAAGAAGAAAGACAAAAAGGAACAGCUUUCCAAAACGCAGAAACGCAAGCUGGCGGACAAAACAGAUCACCGAGGGGAACUUCCUCGAGGAUGGAAUUGGGUCGACGUGGUCAAGCACCUGAGCAGAACCGGCUCUAAGGAUGACGACUGAGGAGCGGACCGAGGUCCGAGGAGGACGUCGGGAAACGGAGGUCGACACCUACCUCCCGGGCCCCUCUCCUCCCACCGGAGCGGCGUCUCAGAGGACACGGGCGUUGGGGAGAUUCCCGGGCGGUCGGCCCUCGGGGGCACGGGCUCGGGCCCACGCUCGCCGGCCCGACGCCCCUCCCAGGAGGCCGGUGGGCCCCGCGGGCCGUCCGGAAGAGACGAAAGUCCACGCCGGUAUCCGCGGCGUCCAUCUCUCCGUCUCCCCCCCCCCGGGGCGGGUGGGGCUCUUCUUCCUCUAAAAGGACUAAAAAGCCGGUUCGUCUCCCUCGAGUACUUUUUGGCAAAUGCGCAUCCCACCCCGAGCCAAACCCGGUCCACGCGAAGGCUCCGGUCGCCCCCCCCGCCCCUUACGGUUCCUUCCCCCGGCGCCCGGUGCGAAGAUGGCGACGGGGGGCCCAGGGCGGCCGUCCCCCUCCGCUUCCCGGGUGUGUCUCGGACCGGGGCGAGACCCCGCUUCCGUCCUGGCGGUCGGGGCCGGAGGAGACGGACGACCGGUAGCGAGGGAGCCCGUCGGACUCGCCGAAACCCUCCCUCCGCCGCAUCUGCGCUCAGAGGGCACCGGAUGCCUUAAUGUCCUUUCAUUUUCUAGCGGUAGAUUUGGAUUUUAAUAAAUUCCUAUUUAUCGGCC
Molecule: messenger RNA, 1327 nt
Organism: Ornithorhynchus anatinus (platypus)
Lineage: Eukaryota; Metazoa; Chordata; Mammalia; Monotremata; Ornithorhynchidae
Gene: RWDD4
Product: RWD domain containing 4
Exons: 8
Coding region: 77-643 (188 amino acids)
Molecular function (GO): protein binding
Source: RefSeq, a predicted model, not a curated record